GACUUUGCGGCCGCGACGGCAUAACAGCCGCUGGCGCACGCCUUCGACGCGCGCAGCCGUCUCUAAGAGGUUCGCCCGCAGCGCUGUCGAGCGCUGUCGCCAAGCGCCAGCGCAAGAAUGGCCGUCAUGCUCCAGUUCCCGCUGGGCGACGUCGUCGUCGACCUGUACGACGAGGGCGAGCCGGCAAAGAUCUGCGAGAGCUUUACACGAUUGUGCGCUAGAAAGUACUACCACGGCUGUCUCGUGUAUCAGGUGCAAAGUGGCUGUUUGGCCCAGACGGGCGACCCGAGUGGUACGGGCAAAGGGGGAUGUUGUGCUUCGCAUCACGAAGGAGACGCUCAACGGUUCAUACGGCACACACCAACAGAUGAUAGACAGAAACAUGACCGAGCGGGUCUCGUGUCUGUCGUGUCGAUGGGCUCCCAGGGCAACGAACAUGUCUAUGGAUCGCAAUUUUUCUUCACGCUGCGAGACGAGGAUUUGGACCACCUGGAUGCGGGCGGUCAUAUGAUUAUUGGGGAAGUCGCGGAGGGGUUAGACGUCCUGAAGAAGAUGGGAGCGUUGUAUCUUGAUGGAAAUGGAAGACCCUGGGAGGAUGUGAGAAUCCAGCACACGCACGUCCUGGAGAACCCCUUUGCUGCCGUAGAAUGCCCGCCGUCACCUGAUAGGAAACCAGAGACGCCUCACACGGACGAAAAAGUGACAGCAAGAGUCGCCUACGGCCAGGCCAAGGACGCGCACGACGGCCUCACCGCGGCGGAGCGCGCGUCGCAAGAAGCCGACAAAAAAGCGCGCAGCCAGGCGGAGGUCCUGGAAAUGAUUGGAGAUCUACCCCACGCGGACGUCUGAUGCGGCGCGGAAAGGAGCUUCGAGGCGACGCCGUCUUCAUGAUCCCAUGAGAGUCGACGCGACUCGUUUCGCGACGGCGUCGUUCCGCGCAGGUCGAGGUGCCCAAAAAUGAGUUAUUUAUCGCGAAGCUCAACAAGGCGACAGAGGACGCGGAUCUCGAACUCAUUUUCAGUAGAUUUGGUCGCAUCGAGUCGUGCGACAUCGUAAGGGAUUGGAAGACCGGGGAUAGUCUCAACUUCGCGUUUAUCGCCUUUGAAGAAGAAAAAAGUUGCGUGGAAGCUUAUAAAAAGAUGAACAACGUGCUCAUCGAUGAUUCCCGCAUUAGGGUCGAUUUUUCCCAAUCGGUGGCGAAGAUAUGGUCGCGCUACACGAUGCAGUAUAAAGGGAGCGCGGCGGCGAAGCUGCGGGAGAAGCACCGGAAGGGUGGGGCUUUGUUAGAUACGGGCCACUACGGGCCCGGCGGGCCCUCGCAAAGAGCUUAUGGCGGUCGCAGCGGCGAGGACGUCUACGCGGCUGAUCACGUGCGCGACUACCGCGGGCGGUUGGACGACCGCGAUAGGCGCCGGGGCGAGCGGCGGGACCCGGGGCGGUCGCUUGGCAUCGAAGGCUUGGAUGAUCGGCGCGACCGCGACCGGAGCCGGCGCGAUCGAUCGCGGGAACGGAGCCGUCGGGAUAGGGAUCGCGAGCGGCGCAAGCGGUCGCGGUCGCGUGAGCGAAGCCGGCGGCGGCACUAAGUUUACAAGUGAAUGUC
Molecule: messenger RNA, 1600 nt
Organism: Pelagomonas calceolata
Lineage: Eukaryota; Pelagophyceae; Pelagomonadales; Pelagomonadaceae
Source: the annotation of a GenBank genome assembly